This is a messenger RNA of Owenia fusiformis, 1373 nucleotides long. NCBI's taxonomy places the organism in Eukaryota, Metazoa, Annelida, Polychaeta, Sabellida, Oweniidae. The record is from the annotation of a GenBank genome assembly.
AUUUAUACUUACCGCGCGAAAUUUAAACAGCAGCACAUUUUAAAUAAAAAUGACCAAUAAAUCGAAUAUUAUCGUACUAUCGUACAUUAUAGCAAUGGGAUUAUAUGUUGUAGUAGUGACUGCAGAUACGUGUAUUGCUCCUGAUGCCAUGUGUAAUAGAUAUGUUGGAGGAAAUGGAACCAUCAUUACACCAAGUGCCACAGUUCCCGCCCAUAAGAGUGUCUUAGUAGACAGUAGCAGUUAUCCAGAGGUCAUACCCCAUCAUUGUAACCAGAACAUGUCGAUAUAUAGACACCAACACAUAUACCUGAGCACAGACUUUUUCCUCUCUCCCAUGGAACCACUGGUUGUGAACACAUCCACCAUUGCGAGUGUGACUAAUUCUGUUUCCUCCGUGUCAUUCUCAGUUGAUGAUCUAGUGAUGGUGAUAGGUGGCGCUGUAUUCAAGUAUUUCACAAACACAAGGAGUUUGAUACAAGCAACAGGCAUUGAUGCAGCUGUAACAGAUGUGACAACCACACAAUGUUGUAGCAACAUCUGCCAUUGGUGCCAGGAGACUAGGAACUUAGUUGUGGCAUAUGACAGAGACACAGCAAUAGAUAAAAUGUUCCUGUCUAAAGAUGGGGGAGAAAAUUUUGAAACACUGAAUCUGACCAGUGCAGUUGAUAUAUCUGGUGUGACUGUACUCAGUAGCUAUAAGUCUGUUGCAGUCUUAGUGAAACUGGCCUCAACUGAAGCCAAGUUUGAAGUGUUCAACUAUACUGAUGCUAUAACUUCAUCACCAACUGUGAGCUUUACAAUAGAGGGCACUGAUCUACACUUCCUGCAGUUCCGCAGUGAAUUUAGCUCAUUAUUGGUCUGGGACUCAAAAAGGAUGUUCUACUCGCCAAAUAGCGGUCAUACAGUACACCCUAUAGAGUUAUAUCCCACAGUCAGUUGGAGCAGCCCAGAGUUCUUGCAAUCAAGUGAAAAAUUCCAGCAAGUUAUAACAGAUAAACAAGGAAACUUUGCUGCUCUUACAAAUCAACAGAGAUUGUUCUUUGGGAGAGAGGGUUUUAAGGCAGAAGCAGUUCUUCUGUCAAACAUUGGAUGUACUUUAAAUGCCAACUCAGCCAUAUUGUUUGAUCACCUUGGCAACAUAAUUAUUGUUGAUAUCGACAACAUAUCGCCUGGCAACAAAGUUAUCACCCUGGAGAUGUUCCAACUGGACCUUAAGACCAUCAUUACAUACACUAAACCAGCCUUGCCUAAAUGUCAGGUAAUUUUGAUUACUUGUCUAUAGUACAAGAAGUUAGUACAGUAAAACCUGUCUAAAUGGAAAGCCUUUGGUACCUAUAAUCGUGUUCCUCUUGGGAGGUGUUUAUCGAGGUGUU